Boeremia exigua is the source of this 1023-nucleotide messenger RNA. Its product is annotated as tol protein. The record is from RefSeq and is a predicted model, not a curated record. The transcript is spliced from 2 exons. NCBI's taxonomy places the organism in Eukaryota, Fungi, Ascomycota, Dothideomycetes, Pleosporales, Didymellaceae. The annotation marks the transcript as partial.
GACAUACUCUCCUUGAGGGAAGACCUUGUUGGCGAGCACAAAUACGCCUGCUUGAGCCACUGCUGGGGAGCUGGCGGCCUCGCCUACAAACUAUUGAAAGCGAACAAGUAUAACUUUUGUCAGGGAUUCAGUAGGCAACACUUGCCAAAGACAUUUCGAGACGCUGUAGAGAUAUGUGAAUUUCUCGGAAUUCGAUUUCUAUGGAUUGAUGCAUUAUGCAUUGUUCAAGACGACAUCAAAGACUGGAACAAGGCUGCGGCUGCUAUGGCAGAGAUUUACCGUCACUCAUAUAUCACAAUCGCUGCAAGUGCGGCUCAAAACAGCCACGAGGGCUGUUUCUGGAUCGACUCCAAGACAACUUUCGCUAGACCACUUCGUCGUACGCCAGCUCUGACGAUCUAUGAUUGGUGGUGGGGUAACCCCAACAUCCUGCAUCUAGUUUUGGAACUAAGUCCUUUGCUUCGGCGUGCUUGGGUCUAUCAGGAAAAAAGAAUGUCUCGACGGAUGGUGCAUUUUACAAGUGAGCAGCUCAUGUGGGAGUGUCAGCACUACAUUACAUGGGAAAACGGUGUUACUAAAGAGAAGCGGCAGACGCAUGGGACAGUUCAAUUGCCCGAUGCAAUCUUGCCAACGUCACGUAUUCGUGCCUGGCAAGAAACGGUAGAAGAAUACUCAGGCUUGGAGCUGACUUUCGAGGAUGACAGGCUACCAGCUAUCGCAGCGUUGGCAAAACAAGAGAUGGAGCGACGACCUGACGACACGUAUCUCACUGGAAUGUGGAAAGACACGCUAAUUGAAGACCUUGUGUGGUACCGAUUCGACAGAACUCUCAUCGCAGACAGCGGGCAACGACCAACACAGCCUCGGCCAUCGUGGUCCUGGCCUUCAGUGAAAGGAAAAGUGAUCUUUCGAACCCAUCAUCCUUUGCCAAGUGCGAAAAUUGUGGACUUAUCAUUUACGCCUGACGGACCACCACAGCUGGGAGGAUAUAGUGAAGCCAGCAUCAUCUUGAGGGGCCCCUCG